Molecule: messenger RNA, 819 nt
Organism: Cladophialophora psammophila CBS 110553
Lineage: Eukaryota; Fungi; Ascomycota; Eurotiomycetes; Chaetothyriales; Herpotrichiellaceae
Exons: 1
Coding region: 1-819 (272 amino acids)
Source: RefSeq, a predicted model, not a curated record
AUGAGGUACGUGGAAGUGCAAAUCAAAUGCGAUGGUCAAACUUGUCGAAGUAUUGCUGCUCGCCCUUCCAAAAAUCCUGCCACUCACACACAAAAGUACAACGUUAGUCCGCUCAAUGCUACCGACUGGACACCGAUCAAUGGCCUUGGCCAAGCAGAUAUCAUGUAUACCUCUUUCUUCCCGGACUUCACUAACGCAACCAACCCGACAGUGGGCUGUGAUACCGUAUUCUGCCCUCCAAGUGCCAUAGAAGCGUACUUGGUGGAUCCGGCCAAUCCGCUGUUGCAGACUUCCACCAGCAAGAUCUGGAAGCUCGGAAACGAUCUUGUCUCCCAACGGUUCACGCAACUCAUCAAUACUUACUGGAUUGACAGCAUCGCCCCCGCUGCAAUCUCGGGAAACUUCAGCUUGGCCACCAGUGACGUGGGCACCACAUCGCAGUACAACACGGAUAGCGCGAUUGGCACAAUCACGACCAGCGAGAUUGUUGUCAAGUGCGACUACAAGUGGCUCGUUGUCCUGCUCGUCUGCUCUAUCGUGCUGUUCAUACUCGGCCUGGCUACAGUAGUGCUGACGGCGUAUCGGCGUGGGCCUGACUUGUUGGAUAGGUUCAGCUCGCUUCUAAGGGACAAUCCGUAUGCCAAUGUUCCUCAUGAGUCGUCGAUGGAGAACGCCGCGGAGCAGUCGAAGCGACUGGGUAAUCUGAUGGUUCGACUCGGCGAUGUUCGUCCCGAGGACGAUGUUGGAUAUGUUGCAAUAGGAGUACUUGGUGGCGAUCACGCAGUGCAGAAAAUGAGCCGGAGGAGGAAGUAUGCUUGA